Macadamia integrifolia is the source of this 1136-nucleotide messenger RNA. RefSeq names its product probable glutathione S-transferase. Lineage: Eukaryota; Viridiplantae; Streptophyta; Magnoliopsida; Proteales; Proteaceae. The transcript is spliced from 2 exons. The record is from RefSeq and is a predicted model, not a curated record. The coding region runs from base 78 to 731 and encodes 217 amino acids. Gene Ontology annotation, cellular component: cytoplasm. Gene Ontology annotation, molecular function: glutathione transferase activity. Gene Ontology annotation, biological process: glutathione metabolic process.
CUUCUCAGCUCAAAUCACAGUUCUCUUUGUAUUCUCUGAUUUGCUAAAUCUUGUAAGGCGAACGUGAUAGUUAAGAGAUGGCGGAUGAGGUAACUCUCUUGAAUGCCUGGCCCAGCCCUUUUGGGAUCCGGGUGAGAAUCGCCUUGGCCGAGAAAGGAAUCAAGUACGAGCACAAGGAAGAGAACUUGCAAGACAAGAGUCCUCUGCUUCUGAAGAUGAACCCUGUUCAUAAGAAGAUCCCCGUUUUGAUCCAUAACGGGAAACCCAUCUGUGAAUCCCUUGUCAUUGUUCAAUACAUUGAUGAGGUUUGGAAGGAGACUUCUCCUUUAUUGCCCUCUGAUCCUCACCUCCGAGCUCAAGGCAGGUUUUGGGCUGAUUUCUUGGACAGCAAGGUAUUAGACUGUAUGAGGAAGAUAUUAUUGACAAAAGAUGAGAAAGAGGCAGGAAAGGAGUUGAUAGAGUGCUUGAAAUUGUUGGAAGGAGAGCUUGGAGAAAAACCUUUCUUUGGGGGAGAGAAGUUUGGCUAUGUGGACUUGAGCUUCAUCCCCUUCCACAGUUUUUUUUAUAGCUUUGAGACAUUUGGGAACAUCAGCAUAGAAUCUGAGUGUCCAAAGCUUAUAGCUUGGGCUAAAAGGUGCUUGCAAAAGGAGAGUGUGUCCGAGUCCGUUGCUGACCCAGAAAAGGUCUACCACUUCUUUGAGCAGAGGAAGAAGAAACUUGGGCUUGAGUAGAGCAAAAGUUAGAAGAAUGGGUAAAAGCAAUAAAUUGUCUCAUAUGCCAUGGAGCGUAGCAGUAUGAAGGGCCUAGUUUUCUUUUGGAAUUAGUGCUUGAGGAAGAAACAGGGGAUUGAGUAAAGCAAAAGAUAGAAGAAUGGGUACAAAAUUAAAUUAUAGUCUCAUAUGCCGUAGAGCAUAUUGUAUGAAGGGCCUAUCCCUUUGUUUUUCCUCUGAAUGUUUUGCUGGAAUAAAGGAGACAUUGUAUUUUUCUUUUUCGAUAGGGUAGAAUGAUAGCUUUUUAUUUUUUGGUGGAAGUACAAUGAGAAAUUUAGUGCUUGAUAAUUUGUUAUUUGUACUUUCUAUUGAUCGGUGAUAAUUUUAUGGUUUAAUUUUAUACCCAAGAGCUUGACUGAUGAAAAA